This is a messenger RNA of Morchella importuna, 1338 nucleotides long. RefSeq lists its product as uncharacterized. The record is from RefSeq and is a predicted model, not a curated record. The transcript is spliced from 5 exons. Gene Ontology annotation, molecular function: zinc ion binding. NCBI's taxonomy places the organism in Eukaryota, Fungi, Ascomycota, Pezizomycetes, Pezizales, Morchellaceae. The coding region runs from base 1 to 1338 and encodes 445 amino acids.
AUGAAGGGAUUUCUAGAUGUCGACGGUUGGAAAUGCGAUUGCAAUCCACGACUCCCUGCAGUCGAGUGCACCGUCAGGAAGCGUAACCAUAACCAUGGUCGUAAAUACUACAAAUGCCCCAAUAUCGACACAGGCUGCGGGUUAUUCCUCUGGAGAUCUGAGGCCAUUAGCCGCGAAACCCACCCAGACCCCGAGCCCCUCUCACAGGCCUACCCAUCGCUCACUCCAAUCCCCUCCACAUGCACCAGAAGACACACCAGAGCCAAUCCCAAUCCCGAGAUCGUAGUGGCGACGCCCUCUAAGCGUCGCAUCAUUGAAGACCUCACGUCCGACACCGAGCCCGACUCGGAGCGUGAUGAGGAUGUAGAGCCGUAUAUGAACUGGCGCGAGCCCUCACGUUCCUACAACGGCAUGUCAACCCCGCGGAAACAGCGAAGGAUUGAUACCCAGACGUCGCCUUCCAAGUCAAAUAAUGUGCGGCUGCAUCGUUCGCGUCUUUCAUAUGGCCCAGCAGAGGCGAGCUCAUCCUCAAACCCCCACGAUGCGCUCUCCCCACACCCCGCACUAGCACCGCAGCUGGCCACCACCACCAGCCCCAGACGCAAAUCUCCGCGCCUCCACCCCGAAGCCGCCACCGUCCAAACCCCGUCUAGACCUCACCCCUCGGUCUCCUUGUCCGACAACACCCCCACCACGGCGCGCACAAAUUCCGUCCGGCGCACCCUCUUCGGCCCGCGGCCGCGUACACCGCCGCCGCAAUCCCAACCCGCCUACGUGCCCAUCACCCCGAGCUCCCGCAACCGCAACCUCGGCAGCCCCGGGCGAGGACUGCAGGACACCCUGAUCGCCGACACAUUUAAGCUGCUGGAUCGCAAUGGCGUGAGCCUGGCGGCGUUCUCGGCGGACCUCACGGCGGUACUGAUGCGGCAUGUGAUGCAGAAGGAGGGGAUCUCGCAGGGGCGGGAUAUGCUGCGGAUGAAGCUUGCAAGGAAGGAUCUCGAGGUGGCGGAGAUUGGGGUUAAGAUUAAGGAGGUGGAGGGGGAGAAUAAGACGCUGGAGAGGGAGAAUGGGAGGAUAGUGGAGGAGGGGGAGAGGACGAAGGCGGAGGUUGCGGAGAUGAGGGUUAGGGUUAGGGAGCUGGAGGGGGAGAACGAGACACUAGAGAGAGAGAAGACAGCGUUGGUGGAAGAGAAAGCGAGGAUGCUGGAGGAGGAGAAGAGGAUGAAGGAGGAGAUGGCGAAUUUGGCGAAUUUGCUUGAACGAGUGAGACUCGAUUCGCAAACCCCACAGCGGCAGUUUGGGAUGCCAUUGGAUACGGCGUAUCUCCAUAUUAAAUAA